CAUAGAUGAAGAUAUUUUGUAGAUUUAGGAAGUCUAGCAUCAUCCUUACCAGGAAGAAAAUGACAGGCGGCUUAUACGUGAAUAUAUUAAGUUAAAAGAGAAUCUGGCAACCGUAAGAUUUAUUUACUUCGAGGCGGAAGGUCGGAUGCGGCGGAGAUAAGCUUAUCUUAAAUCCAUCAUUUCCGCCAAGUUCUUCCUCUGUAGUGGAAGGGUUUUGUGUCGCUUGAGCUUUCUGGAUGUUCAGUCGUUUUUAAAAAUGUCUAGCACUACUCAAGGUAUCGAUACCGAUUGCAUGACCCUGACUCGGUAUGUUUUGGCUGAGCAAAGGAAAGUGCCACAUGCCACAGGUGACCUAACUCAACUUUUGAAUAAUAUAACCACAGCCAUUAAAGCUAUUUCUUCGGCUGUCAGAAAAGCCGGCAUUGCGAAGCUAUAUGGUAUGGCAGGUGAAACCAACGUUCAAGGUGAGGAGGUGAAAAAGCUAGAUGUCUUGGCUAAUGAGUUGUUUAUAAACAUGUUGAAAUCAUCGUAUGGUACUUGCUUACUAGUUUCAGAAGAAAACGAGAAUGUCAUCGAAGUGGAAACAGAGAGGCAAGGAAAAUAUAUUGUGUGUUUUGAUCCACUUGAUGGAUCUUCCAAUAUUGAUUGUUUAGUGUCCAUUGGGUCAAUUUUUGCUGUGUACCGCCGCACCUCAACUGAUCCUCCAUCACCUAAAGAUGCCUUGCAGAGUGGUCGUAACAUAGUGGCGGCAGGAUAUGGUCUAUAUGGUAGUGCUACCAUGCUGGUAUUGUCUCUUGGAGGGCAAGUAAAUGGGUUUAUGCUUGAUCCCUCAAUUGGUGAAUUUGUGCUUACAGAUCCAGAUAUCAGAAUCAAACCUAGGGGUAAAAUUUACAGCACAAAUGAAGGUUAUGCUGCCCUCUGGGAUAAAGCGGUCACGGAGUACGUAAACAGCAAAAAAAAUCCUGCUUCUGGUAAACCUUAUGGAGCUCGUUACAUUGGAUCCAUGGUGGCUGACGUGCACCGAACUUUAAAGUAUGGUGGGAUUUUUAUGUAUCCUGCUACAAAAGAAUCUCCGAAAGGAAAGCUUCGUUUGAUGUAUGAAUGCAAUCCAAUGGCAUACUUGAUUGAAAAGGCUGGAGGCAUAGCAACUACUGGAAAAAUGCCAAUUCUGGAUAUUGUACCUGAAUCAAUUCAUCAGCGCAGUCCCAUAUUUUUAGGCUCGCCAGAAGAUGUGAAGGAGGUUAUAGAAUUGUAUAAAAAGCAUGAACUUUAAAAAAAUAUUCAGUAACUUUGAAUUUCUACUUAUUUUCCCACAUUAUAUAAAAUAAACAUGAAUUUACUUAAAUGCUAAGUGCCAAGAAUAUUUUUGUUGCUAAUCAAAUGUCUUGAUAUAGCUUAAAUAAGUAAUUAAAAAAAAAAAAAACUUUUAUAAGAGACAUUGUUUGUGGAUUGUUGAAGAGAGAAAUAUAUUUUUAUUAUAGCUUUUUUGCCAAUUUGUGUUAAAAAUAUAUAAAUUAUUUUUGAUAUUAGUAUAUAAAGAAGUUUAAAAUGUACGUUAUCAAUAAGGAAAUAUUAAAAAAUUCUAUAUUCUUUAGAAAUGAAAUCUAGUAUUGAAUGUCAAAAGUGUAUUUUACAUUUUUUGCAUUGUACAGUGUAAUACACACAAAGCUAAUAACUAUGGUGAGAGAAGAAAUUGUAUUCUGCAUUAAGAGAAUAAGAAAGGUAAUGUUAUUUAUAUUUAUUUUAACAUUACUUUAAAUGAACUAAACAUCUGGUAUUUUUUUGAAAUUCUUUUAAAAUAAUAUCUUGAUAAGAACAGCUUUACUCAUAAAUGACUUAUUUCUGUAAA
Molecule: messenger RNA, 1849 nt
Organism: Stegodyphus dumicola
Lineage: Eukaryota; Metazoa; Arthropoda; Arachnida; Araneae; Eresidae
Gene: fbp
Product: fructose-1,6-bisphosphatase
Biological process (GO): fructose 6-phosphate metabolic process; sucrose biosynthetic process; fructose metabolic process
Cellular component (GO): cytosol; cytoplasm
Molecular function (GO): fructose 1,6-bisphosphate 1-phosphatase activity
Source: RefSeq, a predicted model, not a curated record